AUGAAAAAUCUUGAUCAAUUUUAUUUAAAAUUUUAAGAUGUCUUUGAACACCUUGAAUAAAGCAACAAAAAGAAAACUGCCAUAUUAUAUGCAGUAGCUAGCUAAGUUUUCUUUACAGUUAUGUAUUAUUGUGUUACCCUACUGAAAGGAGAGUACUCUUCUAUGCAAAUAAUCAAUAUGAGAAUGAUUCUUGGCUUUAUUUUUAAUACUCUGUAUUGCUCUGCGAAUAAGGUUGAGGUUUAUAGUGAUUAAUCUAAAGUUUUUAAAUUACUCACCCUUAGAGGUUUACUUGGAGGUCUAAACAUGACUUUUGUUUUUACUUGCUUUACAUUGAUGACUAUUUCUGAUGGUUCUAUCCUUGUUAAUACGAGUCCGAUUUGGACUAAUUUCUUAGCUGCAAUUUUUUUGGGCGAACAAUUAUCUAAAAAAGCUUUUGGGUUUUGUAUGCUUUCCUUUUUUGGUAUAAUAUUAGUGUGCAGACCUGCUUUUUUGUUUGGAUAGUCAACAAGCUCUUAAGAUUAAAACUAAUUUCUUGGAACAAUUUAUGGAUUAGCAGGAAGCCUCUUUGUUUCACUAGUUGCAAUUGUUAUUAGAAAACUUUCUAAAUACAACUGUAAAGGGGCUAUGCAUAUGCAAUAUCAUUAUUUUAUCAGCAUAAUUUUCACUUCUGUAAUCCUGCUUACUGACAGUGAAAGACCUUUUAUAAUUACAUUUAAAUUCUGCUAUAUAAUGCUUAUUUUGUCAUUUAGUGGCUUUGUGGCUUAACUUUUGUAAUCUAAAGCUCUUUCCCUUGAAAAAGCUUCUAUAAUAUCUCCUAUGAAGUAUCUACAAGUGCUUCUCUCUUUUAUGAUUGAUAUUUUUGUUCUUAAAAGUGAGAUGUUUAUGACCAGUAUGGUUGGUGCUGGUCUAAUUAUACUAGGGAGUGUAGGUAUUGUUAUGUGA
Molecule: messenger RNA, 942 nt
Organism: Tetrahymena thermophila SB210
Lineage: Eukaryota; Ciliophora; Oligohymenophorea; Hymenostomatida; Tetrahymenidae
Product: integral membrane protein DUF6 containing protein
Exons: 1
Cellular component (GO): membrane
Source: RefSeq, a predicted model, not a curated record